AGCUCUCCCGUUGGGUUAAAUCCCAAACGCAUCCCUCCUGCCUUAUUAGAGUUAUGAGCUGUGACCCGUGUGGAAUCAUGGUCUGUACACUAUAUAUAAGUAUAGUGCACUACAUGUCCAUCGCGGUAGAGGUUUAGAAUGAAUCUGUGUGAAUAAUGGGAGGUAAAAUCUGCGCUUCCUGGGGCUUCCUGUGCGCGGGAGCAGAGCGCUCGAGCAUUAACGCGCGCGUGUGUGCGCGCGAGGGAGCGUUUGUGUGUAUGUGUGUACGUGAAAAAAGAGCCGUUAAAAAAGAUGUAAAAGAUGGCGGAGCUACAGAUGCUCCUGGAGGAAGAAAUUCCUGCCGGACGGAGAGCUUUGCUGGACAGUUUCACCAACCUCGAAAGAGUCGCCGAAUACUGCGAAAGUAAUUACGUUCAGUCCCCAGAUAAACACAGAGCACUAGAGGAAACAAAAAACUACACAACUCAGUCUCUGGCAAGUGUCGCUUACCUGAUCAACACACUUGCUAAUAAUGUGCUGCAGAUGCUGGAUAUCCAGGCGUCACAGCUACGCCGCAUGGAGUCCUCCAUCAACCACAUCUCACAGACAGUGGAUAUACACAAGGAGAAGGUAGCAAGAAGAGAGAUUGGCAUCCUGACGACCAAUAAAAACACGGCUCGAACCCACAAAAUUAUUGCGCCAGCCAAUCCUGAGCGACCAGUGCGUUAUAUACGGAAACCUAUCGACUACAAUGUACUGGAUGAUAUUGGCCAUGGAGUAAAGGUUGGAAGUCAGAGCCUGAAGAUGGGAGGACUUCCUCGGACCACUCCUCCUACACAAAAACCUCCUAGCCCUCCAAUGCCUGGAAAAGGAACCCUGGGGAGACACUCCCCCUAUAGGACACUGGAGCCAGUGCGUCCUCCUGUGGUUCCUAAUGACUAUGUCCCCAGCCCGACACGCAACAUGGCACCUGGGCAGCAGCAAAGUCCGGUGCGCACUGCGUCACUGAACCAGAGAAACCGCACGUAUAGUGGGAGCAGUGGAGGCAGCCAUCCCAGCAGUCGAAGCAGCAGUCGAGAAAACAGUGGAAGUGGUAGUGUCGGAGUGCCGAUCGCUGUGCCCACUCCAUCUCCCCCUAAUGCAUUCCCAGCUUCUUUAGCUGGUGCCAGCAGCUGUUCUACUUCACUUACCUCCUCCCAGCCUUCUGCUGCCUGCUCUAAGUCUGCCCACACUCAGUCCUUAACCAACCUCCCUGCUCCUGCUGAGCUUUUCCCCAUGUUUCGCCCUACUGCUGAGGCUCUAGCUGAACCCCCUUCUUCUACUCUACCCAUUACACCUACUGCAACUACUGCCUCAUCUUCUGCCUCUCCCUCUGCCUCUUCCUCAUCUUCCUCCUCUACCUCCACUACCCCUGCACCAGGCACAGCCCCUCAGUUCUACAGUAUGAACAGACCUGUGCCUCGACAGAUCACGCCCCCUGUUGGUGGCUCGUUGCCAUACCGACGCCCACCCUCUGUCAGCAGUCAGUCCAAUAUGCCUGCCAGCCAGCAGAACGGAGGGCCCUGCUACAACCAGAACCAAGCCUCAGUGGCACCCCCUCCCCCCUCCAUCCUGCAGAUUACUCCUCAGCUCCCUCUCACAGGCUUUGUGGCUCGAGUUCAGGAGACCAUUUCAGAUGCUCCUCCUCCACCUCCUCCUACAGAGGAGAGUAUAUUUCAAGAUGCGCAGCCUCCUCCUGAUUAUGAAGAAGAGGAGUCCUCGGUGGUUGAGUACAGUGACCCGUAUGCUGAGGAAGAUCCACCUUGGGCUCCGUGUGCUUACUUAGAGAAAGUGGUGGCAAUCUAUGACUACACACAAGACAAAGAAGAUGAACUGUCAUUCCAGGAAGGUGCAAUCAUCUACGUUAUCAAAAAGAAUGAUGAUGGUUGGUAUGAGGGUGUGAUGAAUGGCAGUACUGGACUCUUCCCUGGUAACUACGUGGAGUCCAUCAUGCACUACACAGAGUGAAGCUUAAAACUGUGGUCUGCAUUAAAGCUAGCACACAUGGAGCUAGCUUCACACAGACAGCUGUUACAGCCGAUGGAUUAGAUCAAAUGUUCACACGGGAGUGAUGGUCAUUUGCGACGAGAUCAAACUCCAGUGGUCAAAAUUAAAGCACUCUGUGUUAGCUUUUCACCACAGACCGAGGGGGAAGAUAUGCAAUAUUAUAAUAAAUCAUACUAACAGUAAAAUCCUGUUACUCUUAUGGUGGAUGAAGGAUUUGCAGCACAACCACUAUUUUUAUGUGUUUGACUAAGAAGAAAAGAUAUGAAGUAGUUUUGUGUUUAAGGAAGAGAUUUAUAUUCUAAAAAUGCCAGUGCAAAAGAAACCUCUCUCUAUUUUUGCAGAAAUUGCAUAUUUCAUUCUCAACAAAUGUCUUGAAAGUAGAACCAUAGGGAUUACAUAGGCCUUAUUAAAAAGUGUUUAUAAGGGGAAAAUGCAGCAUCCAUAAUCACUAGGGGAGCAGUUAAAAAAUGUUGAAGGAGCGACAGAAUGUUCAAGCAUAAAUAAUGCAGGGGAAAGUCAGAAGAUCCCUUUAUGCAUUUGUAAAUUGCUUGAAAUGUGUGUUCUAAUGGAUUUAAUUGUUUAACUGGGACUCGUAAGCUGAUAGGAGUUUGUCCUCACAUAAUUAACUCCCUGAUCUGCCAUUUGGAGUAACUAGACUUUUAGGUAAUAUUUCAACCCAGGGUAUAGGGGACGAAGGUUUAAUUUGAACAGCAUUUUCUAUAAAAAAAGUUAACAUUUUACUUAAUGUUCUUGUAAUAACAAAGUAGUAAUAAUGUUUAGAGGAGUAACAAUGGAAACAAAUAUUCCUAAUUUACAGUAAGGUGCUCUCCUAGCCUAAGGGGAGUGAAAUUAUUAAACACUUGCAGGCUUAAAUAUUCCCCCCCUCUGGACAGUGUUACAAUUACAGAUUCAGACAGAUUACACUUAAACAUCUCGGGAGCAAAUCAUUACCAGCACCGUGGUAAGAAAUUGGGAAACCCUAAAGUAUUUAGUAUGGUAGAGUUCAACACAUUUUCCUUUUUUUUUUCUUUUUAUUAUAUAUAUGUGUAUUAUUUAGUGACACUAACAAACUAGCUAAGUUGAGUUUUGAUAUGAUGUGUAGUGCUACAUAAAUUGCAUGUUCAAUAAAACAGAUAAUAUUUUUAACUUAAUAUUCUUUUUUUUCCUUUACCUUUUCAUUUAAUUAUAAAAGUUAAUUUCUCAGCAAUAGUUUAUGCUCUUGCUAAAAAUUUCCAAAGUGUGAUUUUUGCAGUCUGGUGCCAGUGAAGAGUGCUUAUGUAUACACAGUUGUGUAUAUAAAUUUUCAUAAUUUUUUUUGUGCCAUAUUGUAACAUUGAAAUGCUUAUAUAAUGCCUGACAAUUCUGCUCACCAUCGAACUUCAUCCAAGACUUAGCUGAUUCAAAAUUUAGCUGAUGUUCAGCUCUGGAUUACAGCAGGGAUGAGUAAUGUUUCACACAUCAUGAUGUUCAGAUUGUGUAUUAAUAGGAAAGAAUGUGUAAGCUUAAGGUUUAGGAGCAAUAAAAUGGCAGCACAGUUCUAUUCCUUGUAAGGACCUGCAAUAAUACCUGUAGAAAGGUUGUGUUUAAAAAGGUUAAGUUUUUAUUUGAUUGGUAUUAAAAGCACAUAGUUUUGUGGAUGGGAUAAAAGCUGCUGUGUUUAUGCAAGCAGGCAUAUUUAUAUUUGAGAUGGGAGAGUUACUGUCUCUAAACCGAAGACCAAGUGAAAUUAAGACCAAGACUCACUUUAGUUCUGCAGUUUCCAAAGAUUGAUUAAUAAAUAAAUAGUUUUGCAUCGAAUGCAGGUAUAUGAACAACAGUGUAUAUAGAAAAAUAUAUAGUUCUAUUUCCAUAUGUGUGAGAAUACAACUGUAAUGUAGUGCUGCAGUUUUCCCUCUACAGUGUGCUUUGAAGUAAACUAAUUUGCAUUAAUGUGCAUGCUGCUGUUCUGUGCAUUUGUUCAAAUUUGAUUAAUUGUGCUGUUCUAGGACCUUUGUCACUCUUUACUUGGCCAGCAGUCAAUUUGCUCUGAAGUGAAAAAACAUGAACACACAAGUGUGAAAAAUUUCAGAAACAUCACUGUACACAAGAUUAUAAAAUGGGACCACUUAAGGUUAUAGCUCACCCUUGGUGGCAUCAUCCUGACCAAAUAGGAAACAAGAACAAAGGCAUGAGAAUAAAUUGUAUGAUAAUAAAACGAUUUGAUAUG
Clarias gariepinus (North African catfish) is the source of this 4231-nucleotide messenger RNA. RefSeq names its product abl-interactor 2a (gene abi2a). The record is from RefSeq and is a predicted model, not a curated record. Gene Ontology annotation, molecular function: SH3 domain binding. Gene Ontology annotation, cellular component: lamellipodium. Lineage: Eukaryota; Metazoa; Chordata; Actinopteri; Siluriformes; Clariidae. Bases 301 to 1986 code for a protein of 561 amino acids. The transcript is spliced from 11 exons.